Messenger RNA from Pogonomyrmex barbatus (red harvester ant), 4623 nucleotides. RefSeq names its product RRP12-like protein. The record is from RefSeq and is a predicted model, not a curated record. Lineage: Eukaryota; Metazoa; Arthropoda; Insecta; Hymenoptera; Formicidae.
UGUUGAUCUUUAGCCAUCGAGUGAGUGGGACGUCUUUUGUCCUCACAUGAAUUUUUGUGUUGCGUCAUGCAAUUUGUUAAGGAUAAAGAGAAAGCUAAACGUGGAUAAAGAGAAAGUUGAACUAGAAUAUCACAGAAUAUAGAGAAACUUAUAAAGGAUUUAGAUAAACCUGUGUUAUAUAACCCUAGGGUUGAAGACACAUAGUCGGAAUUAAUCCGACAUCCUCCAACCGGAGGAAAAGAGAAGAAAAAAAAAAAGUCUUAUCCGAUAAUAAAGAUUUAGAAAUUUGUGUCAUACAGUUUGAAAGAACAGAAGGCACGGUAAAAGUUAUUAACGGAAACGAACAGGAAGAAAAGAAAAAACAUCUGAUCCUUGAUAUUUGACUUGGAAAAAUCGUUGAAAUAUGGAACAUUGGUAGUUUUCGCAAGUUUGGAAAAUUGAAAUAGGAAAAGGAAGAAAAAGAAAAAAGAAAGCUAAAAUAAAGGAUUACAUUCACGAUUCGCGACUUACGAUUUACGAUUUACGAUUUACGAUUUACGAUUUACGAAGAAAAUGGGCAAGCUAGCACCUCGUUUGGGAAGUAGAAAGAAGGCGAAGCGAUGGGCAAAGGGUCAAAGUUCCAGUUCCAAUCCGAUGACAACCAAGCAUCGUGAGCAAGCCACUGGCAUGUUUUUUAAGGAUUUUUCAAGCACGCCAGGUGGUAUUACAAAGGAGGACUUACAGAGACACGAUGCCAUCCAAGGUAUCGAACCGCAUUUCGCCAAACUCGACAUAGAUGAGGAUCAGCUUAAGAGCACCAUAGACGGGACGGUGAAUACAUACGAGACGUUUGCUACCAAUUAUAGCAAUUGCUCUAAUAUUUCUUUUGGCAGAUUCCUCAGUCACUUUCAAUCGAAUUCGAUCGUACAUAAAGAGAUGUUGGCAGUGCUGGCGGCUGUCACAGAGAUCAUCAAGCAGAACGGUGGCAAUGAAAGCUCGACUGAAUAUUUUGCUGCAUUAAUGAGUACUUUGGAGGCGGUGGAAGAAGAUACAUCCGUGGCUGCUACGCUGUCUCUGUUAGGAAUGUGUCUGAGAACGGUACCCAGAAACGUAUUGAUUUUACAAUUUGGAGCGACAAGUCAGACUCUCUUUCGGCUUCUAUUAAAAUACAUCAUCAGUGAGAACCAUUUGAUUUUGCGGCAUUGUCUAGGCUGUCUCUCACUGUUAUUUCAAGCGCAAGAGGAUGCCGUUUGGGAGAAUCCUUCGACGAUGCAGGUACUGAAUGCUAUAUUAUCAUGUAUCACUCACGCCAAGCCUAAGGUACGCAAAUCUGCCCAACGUGGGAUAUGUGUCAUUCUCAAGAGCAGCGACACGAUGAAGAGCGAGAAACCGUCAACUCAUCAUCCGGCUGCGGGACAAGUUGCGAUGCAUUGCAUCGCCCAAUUCGACGCCGCUUGUAAACCAGGAUCAUCUCUAGGGGUAACCACUAUUUUGCAUAUUCUUACAUUGCUGAAAGACAUAAUGUCACAAUUGCCAAAGUCGCAUGUAAAGACUAUCUGCGAACGUAUACUGAGUAUCAUGACGUUAAAGAACGCCGUGAUAACAUCGUGCUGUCUGCAAACGCUGCAUGGAUUAUUUGUUACGAAGCCAUCAGAGACAACAUUGCCUUUCCAAAUAAACGCGAAUAUCAUUAAGGCACUUUAUGAUUAUCAACCCUCUGCAAACGAUACACAGCCAACGUUGGCAUGGUUGACGGUCAUGCAGGAGGCUCACUGCAACCUGGUAUGCCUAGCAGGCCAAGCGUCGAGACAGUCGAGCUCGGCUUUCGACGUCUUUUCGACAUUGGACUGUGUGUUACCAGAAAUGUUCAACAGGUGCAUCGAGCUCUGGCUUUCCGACAAAACGGAAGUCGUCGCUGGAGUAUCGCACACCAUUAAAACCAUUCUUCAGGAAUGCGUGGGUUCUCUUUGCGAGAACGAGGAGCGAGCGAUCGGCAAGUACGAGUCGACCUUGAGGCGUAUCAUUGAGAUAAUGCACAAGACAUUGAGUUAUCAGUACCUUAGAGCUUGGCGCCACGUUCUUCAUCUAACGGCUAUCCUCUUCCAAGUGAUUGGCAAGCUCAAACUCCAGGAACUCGCAGGCAUCGUCAAGACUCUGGGAAAUUUGCGAGAUUUCCACGACUUUGCAUACAACUGUGAGGCGGAGUACGCGAUUGGAGCAGCGAUUAGAGCUAUGGGGCCGCAAACCGUCUUGAGCAUUCUCCCCCUUCAAACCGACGAUGGAAAAAUGAUAAAUCUCAGACGGAGUUGGAUGAUACCGCUGCUAAAGGACUGUAUAACGGGCGGCACUAUUGCCUUCUUUAAGGAUACUUUACUGCCAAUCGCUCGGCGAUGCGAGGAGAUGACCAAGGGCUCUUUCGUAGACAGCAAGACGUACGAAUGUUUGAUAACACAACUCUGGUCCGUCUUACCGAGCAUAUGUAACAAUGCUAGUGAUGUGAAGGAUAAUUUCAAGCAUCUUGCCAAGUUGUUGGGUAUGGCUAUUAGCGACCGAAAAGAUCUGAGGCUAUCGGCGAUGGCAGCUCUGCGAAAACUGAUCACCAAGGCAAGGCAGAAUAACAACACCGACGACAUCGUUGAACUCGCUCGCUUCGCUAAGAAUUAUCUGCCGAUUCUGUUCAAUCUGUAUACAAUCAAGCCGAGCGGCACGGAUGAGGAGGGAGUGCGACUUGCCGCAUUCGACACGAUCAAGAUUUACCUGAUGAUCACGAAUAUCGAUUUGGCGAACGAGCUGUUUGAUCGAGCGCUGAGCAAGCUCGCGGAGCCGAACGUGACGGACUUCUUCAAGGAAAGCGCCUAUGAUCUGACGAGAGCGCUGAUCGGCUAUACGGACAUCGAUAGAUUGACCAAAUACUAUGAUGAUGCGUGCGUGCCAUUUCUUAAAGACGAUGCUAAGCAAAAGGAGCAAAAGAAAGCUUAUCGCUUUCUCGAGGAGAUAUGUAAUAACAAGACGGAGAUUUGCGAGCAAUUCUUGCUCGAGCAUCGACGCCAGAUUCAAAAGACGUUGAUUUCAUCAGCGACUAGCGUGAUUAAAACGAGUAGAGGAGCGCGUCUGCGAUGUUUGGUGCAUCUCGUCCGAAUACAUCCGCAGCUCGAGGGGACCAAGUUCUUGGAAGCCAUAGUGCCAGAAGCUGUGCUCUGCGUCAAAGACAUCAACGAGAGAUGUCGUGACGCGGCGUAUCAAUUACUCAACGUGAUCGCCGAGAGGUUUCUAGAUAAUCCGGAGCGUCUCAAGGAUUACGCCGACAUGCUAAUGAUUGGCUUAGGCGGUGAGCAAGCAUACGUUAGCGCCAGCCUUCUCGCUCUGGCGUCCAUCACUUAUCAUCACAAUGACUCUCUGGGCACUGAAAUUGUCGGAGAGAUCUUGGAACAUGCCUGCACCAUUCUGACGAGUCCCACGAGAGAGAUAGUUGAGUCCGCCUUGUCCUAUGUUAAGGUGUAUAUCACGGUGACACCGUCCGCCAUGAUAGCACCGGCAUUGCCAAGGAUAGUCGAUGCUCUAUCGCGGAUGAGCGAAGAUUGUAAGCGUCACUUUCGUCAAAAGGUGCGAGACAUCUUCACCAAAUUGAUCAGGAAGUAUGGCAUAGGAUUGAUAUCGAGUAUGAUACCGGCCUCGGACACGAUUCUGCACAAGAGACUGAAGAACAUUAAUAAGGUGAUGGACAUGAAAAGAAAGAGACGGGAGCUCGAGCGAGCCAAGAGACUGGAGAUGAGCAGCGACGAGGAUUUUGAUGCCAAGAGGAAACCCAAAAGCAUAGAAGAAAUAUUGGCCGACAGCGAUGAGGAAUUUCAAGUUACGGAGAACGAAGAAGCAAAGAGGAAUAAGAGGAAACCUUCAAGGAAGGACUUGGCUUGGAUUCAAGAGAGUGAAGAUAAUAUAGUCGAUCUUGCAGAUCCCGUAGCUGCUAAAAAUAUUACAACAACGCAACCGGGUGUAUCAAAUCCAAAGAUUCCAGAAAAGAAAGUGAAGGAUUAUGGCUUCAAGACUACACCUGAUGGUCGUCUCAUUAUUAGGGACGAUAAUGAUAAGGACAGCGAUGCGGGAGAAGGGAAUAAGAAGAAGAGAAAAGCUUCUUUCCUCCGGAGUGAUUCAGAAGACGAUUACGAAGACCAAGAUGACGUAUCAGUAGUAACGGCAAAAAGUAUUGGCAAUAAACGUAAACGCAACGAGAAUAUGUCAGACAUGAUGAGCUUAAAGAGUCAGUCCACGUCGAAAUAUCGAGUUGGCGGAUCAGGUAUUCAUCGAUUGUUAAAAGCGAGGAAAGUAGACUACGAACCUGGUUCGGAAUAUCGCGCGACAAAGGCACGAGGAGAUAUUAAGAGGAAGGGUAGACCAGAUCCCUAUGCAUACGUACCUUUAACAAGAUCCAUGUUGAAUAAAAGAAAGAGGAAGAAAAAUGCAGGUAAAUUCCAGAGUAUAGUCUCCGGAACGAGAAAAGGCGCUCGUAUAGGUAUGCGGAAUAAACGAAAAAAAGGUUAAACAAAUAACAGUUCUACUCAUUGAUCAUGUUGUCUAAUGACGCACACCGUAUCAUAAGUUUAUCUGUAAAAAUUCUAUUCUCAAAUAUAUUUAUCUUUAAUUAAA